UUGAUUUCCUACAGCCUUUGACCCCUGUCGUGGCCUGUAAUCUAAAAGUCAUCUUCCUGUUUCUUGGGUUGCUUCAGUGUGGAGGGGGAAAUGUCGAUGUCCAGCAGAAACCUCCGAUCCAGGUUGCACUGCUCGGGGAAGGAAUAUCCAUCCCCUGUAAAGUCAUCUUCCCUUACAUGCCAAAAUACACCAAAUUUUCAAUCUUCUAUUACUGGAUUAAUUCACUGGACCACCAAACACCCAUCUACAACAGGUCAGAAACCGUAACCAUCCCUUCUGGAAAAGAGAAUAUGACGGCUACCAUGUCGUAUGACCACGUAAUCAUGCCACUUAAAAGCACCUCUUCUACUGGCACAUACUACUGUGAGGUCAGAUGGAGUGAUGUCAAGAAAAAGGGAAAUGGAGUGUUUGUCCUUGCUAAAGAUACAGGGUACAUAGAGACCUCUUAUGGGUGGGAAAUCCUCAUUACCCUUACUGUUGUUCUUGCUGCAUUGAGCAUCACCGCAACAGCUCUGCUUCUGUGGAAAAGAAAGGUGUUGUGUCCUAGAAGGAGCCAGCUAAAUAUCCUGAGACAGAAGGUGGAAACGCAGCCCCCUUCAGCCAGCCCACCACCACCACCACCACCACCACCUCCUGUGUAUGAUUGCCUGGAUUUGCAGCAAGUUGAUGUCUACUCCAUCCUUGAGAACAACACAAACAACCCAUCACCCGGAGUGAGUCCUCCAGAGAAGACACCUAGGAAGCAAGCAACUCUAGAAGAAUCCACUGAUACAUUGUAUGAGAAUAUCUAA
Molecule: messenger RNA, 791 nt
Organism: Apaloderma vittatum (bar-tailed trogon)
Lineage: Eukaryota; Metazoa; Chordata; Aves; Trogoniformes; Trogonidae
Gene: NFAM1
Product: NFAT activating protein with ITAM motif 1
Exons: 6
Biological process (GO): positive regulation of B cell receptor signaling pathway; regulation of B cell differentiation; positive regulation of cytokine production
Cellular component (GO): membrane raft
Molecular function (GO): transmembrane signaling receptor activity
Source: RefSeq, a predicted model, not a curated record